ACUUUACUAAUUAUUAAUUUGUUAUUAUUACGUCUUGUCUUGUCUUUAUAAUAAAAUUAUGUGACUAAAAUCAUAGCCGUUUGAUUUAAUAUAAAUUCAAUGAACUUAAAAGCGCAAUGAAAUGUCAGUUUUCUAUUUAUAUCCUGCAAAAGGACACUUGCAAGUACAUAUGCUGGAAAUUAUCGUCCUGAAGAGGUUGGAACACCUAAAUGGAAUUUUAAGGAACUGUGAUAUAGAAUAUAAUGAAUAUACCAUUGACGGAAGUAUAUACGAUAAUAUUGGACAUUUUAUGCUGUGUGCUGCAGCUUUGUUAGAACAAAAUGAUGAACUAUUUACUUUUAUAUUAGAAACUGAAAUAGCAUUGUUUCAAAGCAGAAUAAGCUUACUUUCCGCCUACGAUUUAAGACGGUUUGCAAAAAAACUGUUAAAAUACAUUAGAAAAACUGAUAUUGACUUAGAUUUUUUAAAACCAUUACAAGUAUUAUGCCAACACUUAAAUCUAAGACAAAUAACUCAACACAUAUGUGCUGAUUGCAAUGCAAAAUGUUCAACAUAUAAUUUUAGAAUAAAAUUCAAAUUUUGCCUUGAUUUUGUGGCAAAAAGACAGGUAGAAAUAAAAAAUGGCUAUGCAGUGAUAUCCUGUAGUAUUUGGAAAGAUUAUUUGUAUAAUUUAUUUAGUUUUAAUUUAAAGAAUAGACUGUUUAAAACUAGAUUGAAGUCUAUACAAUGGGAUCCGAGGAUCAAUGAAUUAUCAAAGAAAAUAAAAAAUAUGGUAGCUUGUAAAAAUAUUUGUGAAAAGAAUAUGGUUUUAAGUAAUGAAAUUGAUAACUUGAGUGUAUAUUUUCCUCCAUGUAUGUUGAACCUACAUCAACAACUAAGAACACAUCAUAGAUUGUCACAUCAACAUAGAUUUAACUACAGUUUAUUUCUUAAAGAUAUCGGAAUGCCAAUUGAUGAGGCAGUGAAAUUCUGGAAGACUGAAUAUUUGAAUAUGCCAAAUAGCCAUAGUUGCUGUCACGAUUGGAAUACAAAUGAAAAAAAAUAUGUGUAUGGUAUACGACAUAUGUACGGAUUAGAGGGAUCUAAAAGAAAUUAUACCUCCAGAAACUGUCAAGUGCUGCAGAAUUUGGAGAAUUCAUGUUCUGAAGGUGGUUGUCCAUUUAAAUGUUUUUCAGAUGAGAAAAUGCAGCAGCUACUUAAAUUAAAUAAAUCUGAUACAUCAUUGUCACAAAUCAAAGAUCUUAGAAAAAUGGAAGAAUAUGCAAAGGCAUGUCAAGUGUUUUUGAAGAGAAACUCAGAUUCAGAUGAGGACAAAUGACCAUACCCAUGUCAUAUCGCCCCGGAAACCCCGCAAAAGGAAGCAAAUUCCAUAGCUUUAUAGUGUGAAGAAGAAAGCUCCUUGAAAACCGCACUGUGGGGGACCGCCCGGACACAUCCAGAUGGUGGGGAUAAUAUCCUAACUUGUGGCGUGUCUUGCGAAGGUGGAAUUGGGCGGCUGGAAUCAGGUUAAACAGCUCUUUGGGACACUCCCCGUGAUAAAUGCGGUAGAAGACACACAGUGAAGCGACGUCUCACGCAACACCGAGUGAUCCAGCCGUUCACAGAGCACUAGAUCCCCGACAAUUCGAGCAGCUCUGCGUUGCACGCGGUCUAAUGGAUCGAGCUAGAUACUGGGUUGCGCCAGACCAGAGAUGACAGCAUUACUCCAUGUGUGGCCGGACCUGCGCUUUGUAGAUCGCUAGAAUGUGGGCCGGCUUGAAGUAUUGCCGUGCUCUAUUUGGCUUUGCCCUCCAGAUGGCCACGGAAUUGGCAAUCGUUAGAGAUUUCAAGACCCAGUAUUCCGAUACUAGGCGAGGCUUUAAGGGAAGUUUUGUCGAAGAAUGGUGAUUCGGCAAAUGGGGGUUUUUUAGUGGUAAACGCGCAAACUUGAGUCUUCUGGGGGUUAAAUUGGACAAGGUUCAACCUACCCCAUUCCGCUACCUUCUCGAGAGAGGACUCGAUAGAAGACACAAGUUUCUCCCGGCACUGGUCGACGAUUUCCCGAGAGAGACCUGCAUGGCCCGUGUAUACGGAAUCACCAGUGCUAUCGUCUGCAUAGCAAUGUAUGUUGGAGGUGUCCAACAUAUCAUUGAUAUGCAGAAGAAACAGCGUGGGAGAUAGCACACAGCCUUGGGGCACUCCAGCGUUCAUGGGCUUGGGAUUCGAGUAAUAACCGUCGACAACGACCUGUAUGCUGCGCCCAGUGAGGAAGCUGGAGGUCCACUUGCAUAAGCUCUCAGGAAGCCCAAAACUAAUGUUGAAUUGAUCUAAGUGGAAGAAGGCAGAAAGAAUCCAUACCUAUGUGGUAUUGUCAAGAUGCAUCUACUGUACUCGGUAGCUAUUGUGGUUUUUGUUUUAAUAAAUUUACUCUUUUUUAACUUGUGUGAGACAUGUUG
This is a messenger RNA of Leptidea sinapis, 2435 nucleotides long. RefSeq names its product DNA primase large subunit-like. The coding region runs from base 122 to 1318 and encodes 398 amino acids. Gene Ontology annotation, biological process: DNA replication, synthesis of primer. The transcript has 2 exons. Gene Ontology annotation, cellular component: alpha DNA polymerase:primase complex. NCBI's taxonomy places the organism in Eukaryota, Metazoa, Arthropoda, Insecta, Lepidoptera, Pieridae. The record is from RefSeq and is a predicted model, not a curated record.